Molecule: messenger RNA, 1160 nt
Organism: Penicillium olsonii
Lineage: Eukaryota; Fungi; Ascomycota; Eurotiomycetes; Eurotiales; Aspergillaceae
Source: the annotation of a GenBank genome assembly
AGAUUGGAUCUUCAACCUCACCACGACACCGACCAGCAACAAUGGCCUCCCGCCCUACUGUCUCGAUCGCCACGGCUGAGGGCAAGCCCUCCGGGGCCUCCCACCCCCUGCCCACCGUGUUCUCUGCUCCUAUCCGUCCGGAUAUUGUCCAGCAGGUUCACGUUGGUAUGGCCAAGAACAAGCGCCAGCCUUACGCCGUGAGCGAGAAGGCUGGUGAGCAGACCUCUGCUGAGUCCUGGGGUACCGGUCGUGCUGUCGCCCGUAUCCCCCGUGUCUCCGGUGGUGGUACUCACCGUGCCGGUCAGGCUGCCUUCGGUAACCAGUGCCGUUCCGGUCGUAUGUUCGCCCCUACCAAGGUCUGGCGCAAGUGGCACCAGAAGGUCAACGUUGGCCAGCGUCGUUUCGCUACCGCCUCCGCUCUGGCUGCUUCUUCCUCCCCCGCUCUGCUCUUCGCCCGCGGUCACCGUGUCGCCAACGUCCCCGAGGUUCCCCUCGUCGUUGACUCCAAGGUCUUCGAGGGUGCUGCCCUGACCAAGACCAAGGCCGCCAUCGCCCUCCUCCAGGCUGUCGGUGCUGGUCCCGAUCUCGUCAAGGUCCAGAAGUCCCGCAAGAUCCGCGCUGGUAAGGGUAAGCUCCGUAACCGCCGCUUCCGCCAGCGCCGCGGUCCCCUCGUUGUCUACAACCCCGAGACCGACGGCAAGGACCUCGUCAAGGCCUUCCGCAACAUCCCCGGUGUUGAGACCUCCCCCGUCUUCUCCCUCAACCUCCUCCAGCUCGCCCCCGGUGGUCACCUCGGCCGCUUCAUCGUCUGGACCUCCUCCGCCUUCCAGGCCCUUGACCAGGUCUACGGCACCACCACCAGCCCCUCGGCUCUCAAGCGGGACUACCUCCUGCCCUCCAACAUGGUGGCCAACGCCGACCUCACCCGUCUCAUCAACUCUUCCGAAAUCCAGUCCGUUCUCCGCGCCCCCAAGGGCGAGGCCCGCACCAAGCGUGUCAACGUCCAGAAGAAGAACCCUCUGCGCAACAAGCAGGUCAUGCUCCGCCUCAACCCCUACGCCGCUGCCUACUCCAAGCAGAAGCUUGGCCAGCAGUCCGUCGAGGGUGGCAAGCCCACUGCUCCCGCCGAGUCUUUCAUCAACACUCUCUACGAGAACUAA